This is a messenger RNA of Phaethon lepturus (White-tailed tropicbird), 390 nucleotides long. It is a transcript of the gene LGALS2, whose product is annotated as lectin, galactoside-binding, soluble, 2. The transcript has 3 exons. Gene Ontology annotation, molecular function: carbohydrate binding. The annotation marks the transcript as partial. NCBI's taxonomy places the organism in Eukaryota, Metazoa, Chordata, Aves, Phaethontiformes, Phaethontidae. The record is from RefSeq and is a predicted model, not a curated record.
GAAAAAUUUGAAAUCUUCAACCUGGAUAUGAAGACUGGGGACACUCUGAAGGUCAAAGGCAAGAUAUCCGAUGAUGCGGACAGCUUCAGCAUCAACCUUGGCUGCAGCUCCUCGGAUCUGGCACUUCACUUCAAUCCCCGCUUCAAUAAGUCUGUCAUCGUCUGCAACUCCAAGUGCUCCAAUGCCUGGCAGGCAGAGCAAUAUGAUGACCACCUCUGUUUCUCCAAGGGCUCCACUAUCAAGAUCAUCAUUGAAAUGCUUGCAGACAAAUUCCAAGUGAAACUACCAGAUGGGCAUGCAGUGGAGUUCCCCAACCGGCACUGCUACAGCAAGGUCAGCUACAUGAGUGUCAAGGGAGGCUUCAGGGUCACCUCCUUCAAGCUGGACUGA